AUGUCCUGUUCAUGUGUUUCAGUGGUUCCUGAAGGUGUUCAGGUGCUGAUUAAAGAAGAUCCUGAAGAACAGAAGCCUGAUGUGGACCAGCAGGACCAAGAACACCUCCACAUAAAAGAGGAAGAGGAGGAACUGUGCAUCAGUCUGGGAGCAGAGCAGCUCAAUAUGAAGGAGGAGACUGAUGCCACCAGCUUUACAUUCACUGCAGCUCCUUUGAAGCCUGAGGAUGAUGAAGAUAAACCUCUGUUCUUACAGCUUCAUCAACACCAAGCUGAAGUCAGAGAUCUUCCAGCUCAGGAUUCUGACUCCUCAGAAACUGAAGUCAGUGAGGAGGAUGAAGAGGAUAAAGAUGUGAACAAUCCUGACUCUCAGCUGAAACGCAUAGCAGACUCUGGGUCAAAACCUGAUAGAGAACGGGAGUCUUCUCUCAGCAGGGUUCCUGAAUCAGGUGUUAAAAACAACACAAAUGGACAGAAGUUGUUCUGUUGUGAGCUGUGUGAUGGAAGGUUUACCACAAAGAGCAGUUUAAACAUGCACAUGAGAAUCCACACAGGAGAGAAACCAUUUUUUUGUGAGUUGUGUGGGCGGAGUUUUACUCAAAAAGGCAGUUUAGACACGCACAUGAGAAUUCACACAGGAGAGAAACCAUUUUGUUGCGAGUUGUGUGGUGGAAGGUUUAUUAAAAAGGGAGAUUUAAACACACACAAGAGAAUCCACACAGGACAGAAGCCAUUUUGUUGUGAGCUGUGUGAUCGAAAGUUUACUCAAAAGGGCAGUUUGAACACACACAUGAGAAUCCACUCAGGACAGAAGCCAUUUUGUUGUGAGCUGUGUGACCAAAGGUUUAACACAAAGGGGAGUUUGAGCUCGCAUAUGAGUAUCCACACAGGACAGAAACCAUUUUGUUGUGAGCUGUGUGAUCAAAGGUUUACAGCAAACGGGCAUUUGAACACACACAUGAAAACCCACACAGGACAGAAGCCAUUUUGUUGUGAGCUGUGCGAUCAAAGGUUUAUCAUAAAGGGCCAUUUGAACAGACACAUGAGAAUCCACACAGGACAGAAACCAUUUUGUUGUGAGCUGU
Austrofundulus limnaeus is the source of this 1084-nucleotide messenger RNA. RefSeq names its product gastrula zinc finger protein XlCGF8.2DB. The transcript has 2 exons. The annotation marks the transcript as partial. The record is from RefSeq and is a predicted model, not a curated record. Gene Ontology annotation, cellular component: nucleus. Gene Ontology annotation, biological process: regulation of gene expression. NCBI's taxonomy places the organism in Eukaryota, Metazoa, Chordata, Actinopteri, Cyprinodontiformes, Rivulidae.